Xenopus tropicalis (tropical clawed frog) is the source of this 2488-nucleotide messenger RNA. RefSeq names its product Neurexophilin and PC-esterase domain family member 3 like gene 6 (gene nxpe3l.6). Bases 358 to 2172 code for a protein of 604 amino acids. The record is from RefSeq and is a predicted model, not a curated record. NCBI's taxonomy places the organism in Eukaryota, Metazoa, Chordata, Amphibia, Anura, Pipidae. The transcript has 7 exons.
UAUAAACAUCAUUGUAAAAUGUGAUGGGAAUAUUUGAUAUAUUUGACAAUAUAGUUCUUUCGGUUUAUAUGUGGGUUUUACUGAAACAGAACAUAAAGGGAACAAUAAGAGUUCAGGUCGAUGGGCCGCGACAUUACAGAGUUUAUGGACAAACAACACUAAAGUGGAUCUAACAAUGGAAGAGAGAAGAUCCAAUAAUCAAUAACCAUAAUUAGUACAGGGAACACCUUCAUCAUCAUCAGUGGGCGGGGCAAUAAGUACCAAUUAGCACUGAACGUGGAGGCAAGGGCCGGGAUAGAGUCGGGCAGAGCCUCUGAUGGACGGAGCCAAUUCAAUCCCUGGGUGAGUGGAUAUUAAAUGGAAUUCAUAUUUGAUAUUUUUUGGUAUGGAAUCUAUAAAACCCUUGAUACCUGCACGAGUGGCGUAACUACCACACAGCAGACCCGGCAACCGGGGCAGAGACAGAUGGAUAACAACUCCCUAAAGAAGAAACUGAUCAGCAAAGUGGACUCCGCCAUGUUGGGCCGGCAAAGAAAACAUCAGGUUUCCAUUGUAUUUCUCUUCUGCCUGAUUUUUAUUUCUGGGUUUCUCUAUAGGUUUCUGUGGAUGAAACCAUUGGGGGAAAAUCCUCCUCUUAAGCUACAUAUAUCUCCACAAAAUAAUUCGAUUUUAGCACUGGAGAAAGAACCUCAGACCCCAAACACCACCCAAGGCAAUGGGUCUUCUUAUCCCACCGCAGCGGAGCAAGAACUUCAGACCCUGAUGAAGGUGAUUGAGUGGCCGGCGCCUCCGGGCCCCACAGAGUAUAAUUUCUCCACCAGUCCAUUGACCACAGAGUUCCAGCUGCUGUUCCCACGUGGCGCCUAUUAUGUUGGAGAAUAUGUAGAAGUUCUCAUCACAGCGCGGGACCACGGGGGCCGACCAAAAGCCUACGGAGGGGAUUACUUUCAGGCCAAACUGCACUCCCCAACGCUGAAAGCAGGAGUAACCGGCUCAGUCACAGACCAUAGGAACGGCACCUACACGGCUUCCUUCCUGCUGCUCUGGCCGGGGCAAGUGGAGAUCUCCAUAAGGCUUGUCCAUUCCUGUGAGGCCAUAGCCGUCCAUAAAACCUUGAGGAACACACGUCUUGAUAAGAUCUACUUCUAUGGGACUAUUGAUGAAGCUACAGAAUCAAUGGAGUGUCACGAGUGGCCCCAGCCUGGACCCAAUGUGUGUAAAUUCCAUGACCCAGACAGUGGGGAGAGAUGGUACUGCAAGCGUCAGACCCAUAAUCCCUGCAGCGGAUACAAAGGGGUGUUACAAGGGACCAGUAACCACAACUUCAGGGCGGAGGAACAACGGCUCAUACAUACGUCUGUAAAGGAGAAACUUAUUAGAUCCAAAGUUAACCCAUUCCAAGUCCUGCCUUCAAACAACAGAACAGAUAAUAGAAGCGUUUGUUCUCCUGGCCUUCCGAUCCCGGACCCUUCUGGGUUCUAUUACCAGGACUUCUGGAAGUCCCGCGCCUGCAAGAACAGAGCUUUCCCCGGUCCAUCUGCGGUUACACAGUGCCUGGCAGGCAAGGCCCUCUACUUGUUUGGAGAUUCAACAACUGAUCAGUGGUGGAAACAUCUGAAUGAGUUCAUACCAUCUCUUGUGGAAAUAAACCUCUCUGUGCAGCUCCCAGGGGUCCUGGCGGGGCCACGUGUGGCUGUAGACACAGAGCACAAGUUUAUGGUGCAGUGGCAAGGGCACCAGACGGCACUAACCUUGGCAACUGGUGAUGAACAAGCCCUCCCUUUUGUAGCUAAUGAAUUGGACCGGUUGAGUGGGGAAGGGCUGGUGGUUGUUAUAAACUGCAUGGCCCAUUUUAUCUUAAACCCAGUGAAAGGCUAUGUACACAGGCUCCGCAGCAUUCGCGACUCUGUCCUCCGGCUAAUGAAGCGCAGCCCGUUAACCAAGGUCUUCAUCAAGUCUGGUAACACUGGAUACAAGUACACCUAUGGCAGUGAUUGGCUGUCCCUUCAGUUGGACACGGUAAUGAGGGCCAUGUUCUCCGGGCUGCCUGUUACUAUACUGGACAACUGGCAAAUGACCUCCUGCCAUUACCUACCCCAAGACCUCCAUCCUGGCCCAGUUAUUGUCAAGAAUGAGAUUGACUUAUUGUUGUCCUUCAUCUGCCCAACGUGAGACACAAGGCGAGUCACAAUCUGGCCACCAUCGAAUUAUCCAUGAAUUCUACUAAAGACCAUCUCAUUCUUCCAUUAAAGAAGCAAUUCUCAACCUGUGGGUCGGGGUUGCCCAAGACCAUCAUAAAACACAUUUCCAAAUAUGUGAGUUCCAAAAGUUCCCCCAGUGAGUAUAUUCAAAGGUUGUGAGAGAUGUUUUUACUGUCUUUUCUCUGCUCCUGAAGAAAGUCCCUCUGGGGGACUGAAAUGUUGAGGUCUGUAAUGUUCCUUUUUCACAUUUUGUAAUAAAAUUUACCUUUUUCUUCAAAUAAUUUAAA